Molecule: messenger RNA, 2092 nt
Organism: Calliphora vicina (urban bluebottle blowfly)
Lineage: Eukaryota; Metazoa; Arthropoda; Insecta; Diptera; Calliphoridae
Product: very long-chain specific acyl-CoA dehydrogenase, mitochondrial-like
Exons: 1
Coding region: 91-1962 (623 amino acids)
Molecular function (GO): flavin adenine dinucleotide binding; fatty-acyl-CoA binding; very-long-chain fatty acyl-CoA dehydrogenase activity
Source: RefSeq, a predicted model, not a curated record
ACAACUUGUUUAGACGAAAUUAGUUAGUGAUCAAAGUCCAGUUGUUAAAGUAUAUUGUAAGAGGAAAAGAAAGCCAGAAAAGUUGAAAAAAUGUUGAAGAUCGGACAAAAAAUUAUACAAACUCCCAAAUCAAAUAAUUUGGUGAGAUUUUAUGCAUCUGCAGUACCAAAGACCAAUGUCAAGCAUGAAACAAAACAAGAACCAAAAACGAAUAACUCAUUUAUGGCCAACAUUUUUCGUGGAAAUCUAGUAUCGACACAGGUAUUUCCUUAUCCCGAUGUGAUGUCACAAGAUGAUAAAGAACUAAUUAGCAGUUUGAUUGAUCCCAUGGAAACAUUCUUUGCCGAAGUGAAUAAUGCUGCCAAAAACGAUGAAAAUUCCAAAAUCGAUGAUCAUACACUCGAUCAAUUGUGGGAAUUGGGAGCUUUCUCAAUGCAGGUGCCAAAUGAAUUUGGUGGUUUGGGUUUAAAUAAUACACAGUAUGGUAGACUGUGCCAAAUUGUUGGUGCUAAUGAUUUGGGUUUGGGCAUUACAAUUGGUGCUCAUCAAAGUAUUGGUUUCAAGGGCAUUUUAUUGUAUGGCACACCAGCACAAAAAGCCAAAUAUUUGCCACAAGUGUCUACCGGAAAAGUAUAUGCUGCUUUUGCCUUAACAGAGCCCAGUGCCGGUUCAGAUGCUGGUUCCAUUAAGUGCAAAGCUGUAAAGUCCAGCGAUGGCAAACAUUACAUAUUGAAUGGUUCUAAAAUAUGGAUUUCUAAUGGUGGUAUUGCUGAUAUCAUGACAGUGUUUGCCCAAACUGAGAUAACCGAUGAAGUUACCGGCGAAAAGAAAGACAAAGUUACUGCCUUUAUUGUGGAAAGAGGUUUUGGUGGUGUCACCAAUGGAGCACCCGAAAAGAAAAUGGGCAUUAAAUGCUCCAACACAGCUGAAGUAUAUUUCGAAGACGUUAAGAUACCCAUUGAAAAUGUUUUGGGACAAGAAGGCGAAGGCUUUAAAGUGGCCAUGAACAUUUUGAAUAAUGGUAGAUUUGGCAUGGGCGCUACACUAGCUGGCACCAUGCAAUAUUGUAUUGAAAAGGCUGUCGAUCAUGUUAACAAUCGUGUACAGUUUGGCAAAAAACUUAAGGAAUAUUCGGCUAUACAAGAGAAAAUUGCCCAAAUGAAUAUGAUCCAAUAUGCCACUGAAUCCAUGGCAUUCCAAAUAUCACAAAACAUGGAUGCCGGCAGCCAAGAUUAUCAUUUAGAAGCGGCUAUUUCAAAAGUUUUCGCCUCUGAGGCAGCUUGGUAUGUGUGUGAUGAGUCCAUACAGAUUUUGGGCGGCAUGGGUUUCAUGAAGGAAACUGGCUUGGAAAGAGUAAUGCGUGAUUUGCGUAUAUUCAGAAUUUUCGAGGGUACCAAUGACAUUUUAAGAUUGUUUGUGGCUUUGACUGGCAUACAAUACGCUGGCUCUCAUUUGAAGGAAUUGCAAAAGGCCUUCAAAAAUCCCGCAGCUAAUUUAGGUUUAAUAUUCAAGGAAGCUUCUCGUCGUGCUGCCAGCACUGUUGGCAUUGGCGGCACCGACUUAUCACCCUAUGUAGUGACAGAUUUACAGUCACAUGGCAAAGCUGCAGCAGAAUGUAUAGACAUGUUUGGCCAAACUGUGGAAUCACUUCUAUUGAAGUAUGGCAAAAAUAUUGUGCACCAACAAAAUGUUCUCAACAGAUUAGCCGAUGCUGCCAUUGAUAUCUACUCGAUGGUGGUGGUAUUAUCACGUUCCAGCCGAGCAGUUAAGCAACAAUUACCCACCGCUGAACAUGAAUUGAAUAUGGCCAAGGCUUGGUGUUAUCAGGCCAACGAAAAUGCCCGCUCGAAUUUGCGCAAAGCUACCUCAAGUCAACAACUGGGACAUUAUAAGGAAAUGUCUGCCAUUGCUGAAAAUAUCAUACAGAAUGGUGGCGUCAAUACGACACAUGUUAUAGAAUAAACGAAAUAGUAUUAGUAUUAUCUAUGUUUACAAUCAGGAACUAAUAAAUGUUAAAUAUUUUUAUAAUUAAAUAGAAUCGAAACGAAAUAAUAAAUAAAUAAUUAAAGUGAUAUUAGUGAAUAUGAAAAAA